Portunus trituberculatus (swimming crab) is the source of this 5448-nucleotide messenger RNA. RefSeq lists its product as uncharacterized. The record is from RefSeq and is a predicted model, not a curated record. Gene Ontology annotation, biological process: clustering of voltage-gated calcium channels; neuron-neuron synaptic transmission; neuromuscular synaptic transmission. The coding region runs from base 902 to 2269 and encodes 455 amino acids. The transcript has 5 exons. NCBI's taxonomy places the organism in Eukaryota, Metazoa, Arthropoda, Malacostraca, Decapoda, Portunidae. Gene Ontology annotation, cellular component: presynaptic membrane.
AGAAGGAGGAUAUAGCUACAGGCGUUAAUAUGGGAAGCCAUUUGUUGUGUCGGUGUAACACGUUUGCACACAGCCAGCAGCCACCCCAGCCUGAAUCACCCUGAGCGCUGUCCCGUCAGUAACCCACCCGCACGGCCUUCUCUCCAGUUACACCGUCCGCACCUCCUCAUUCACCGCGCACUCGCCGCGCAGCCACGGUUCGGGAAGCACCACUCGCGUGCGCCGCACAUUCUGCUCAAGACUUUUCUCUCUCCCUCUCUGUCACACCCGCGUCUCACCGGCGCCUCCACAGCACACAACUUAAUCUUGUACGUGUGAGCAAUACUCGAGGCGGAGAGUGACGAAUCUUGCCGUGCCUUUACACUUCUGAGACCAAAACACUCAGCCUCACAUGGAAAGAUUUUUAUGUAAUUGGUGUGAAGGGACAGGAUUCCUGGUGACUCUCAGCGCCUACAACGAGGUCAUGCCGACCAUUUAGCAGCACAGGAGCCCCAGGGAGCCACGGCGAGGCCAACCCGCGGGACGAGGUGAUCACAGAGGCGGGGAGGCCGGAGUGUUGUGAGCCACGGUGGAGGCUGCUAGUGAGCGACCCUCGUUCCCACCAGGCGAAUGAGGACAUCCUAUGGCAGGAGCCUCAAGUCCGUCUCUGUCAUCCCAGCACCAAGCCUGCCACACUCACCUCCGCGCCGAGAAACCUCCCAACAAGGGCGACCCGCGACCCUCACACUCACUGCACACACAUUAAAGUCUCCUGAAGGCCUUGCCAGUGUCUUUGUGAAAGAGCUACGCUGAGGAAGAAACUGAAGAGAAAGAAAAGAAAAAGAAACUGAAAGACACACCUGUGGUCAAUAGGUGAACGUUUAGUGAGAGGGAGGAGGAGCUGCCGAGAGUGCCAGGAGCGAUGGGGGAAAGUGGGGGCGCCGGUGGGGGCGGGGAGUGGGGCAAGCCUAUCAUGGGACUCCUAGGGCUGCUGGACUCACUGUUAUCCAUCUUUGUGUUCGCGCCCCUGGUGGUGUUUUACUGGCGCGGGUGUUGGCAGCUCAUGGACACCUACCUCUUUCCGGAGAACCAACUGUACUCCACGUUCACCUCGCUGGGCAUCGGAGUGCUGUCCGGCUUGCUCUUCUGUCUCAUCCAGGGGCCCCUCGCCUCUCUCUGUGACCACUCGCGACGCCCCAUCCUCCACCUGCUGAUAUCGCGAUUCUACACGCUCAUCUACUGUGUAUGCGUCGUCAACCACUGGCGGGGCGUGUGGAACGUGUGGGACUUCUACACGGGCACCUCGUGGCAGUCUGGGGCUACGUCCUUCGGCAUCGGUCUCCUGGCACUGGCACUGACUCGCGGCCUUAAGAACAUCCUGGCCCCGCCCUUCCUUGUAGUUCCGGAUCACCCAGUUGGAUACUUCUCCGUCCCUACUCUCUUUCAAGCCGAGAAGGAGCGGUGCGGGUACUUCCUGCUGGACACCGUGUUUACCGUGGUGGUGACGGGCUCCCUCGUGGUGUUCGUGUGGCGCGGCGCUUGGGUGUUCCUGGACGCGAUGCUCUUCCCUACUCAAAUCAUCUACUCCGCGUGGGGCUCCAUGGCUGUGGGGAUGACGGUGACGAUGCUGUCCUUCCUGGCCCAGCUGAUGAUCGUGCCUUGCUUCCGACACAUCCACAAGGGGCUGGGCAAGAUUCUGAUCGAGGACUCCUACCACACCAUCUGCUUCCUGGGCUGCGUCAACGUGUGGCGAGGCGUCUGGUUCCUUCUCAAUAUUUAUCUGAUGCCAGAACUGCAGACGGUGAGUAACUUCCUGACGGCCGUAGCGGGACAGAUCGUGCUUAUGUGCUUCUACACAGCCAACUCCAUCCUAGUGAGGGGCGCCGUGAUGGAUGGGGCAUACGAGGGCGCCAAAGGCAUCAUCUUUCCCACGCACUACCUCAGGUUCUUCUACAAGAACAAGAAGUUAGAAGAGCAAGAGCGUUCUAACAUGUGGAUGCAAGCUGAGGGAGGACAGAAGAUCCCGGGCAUCAGCGCUCCCCUCGAGGCGACGGUGGUGGGCAAAGCCAACGGCGUGUACGACAUGCGGGGUUACGGGGAUGGGCACAGCUUCAGCGGCGGCUACACGGACGCGUACAACAAUAUGGCAGGAGAGGAGGGGCGCGUCGGCCCCGCCAACACCACCUUCCAGAGCCAGGGUGCCAGCGAGGCGCGGCCAGUGCCUACCUCAGCCAGCAGCGCCGCCGGCAGGACUUAUCACGGGGAGGACCAAUCAGAGACUCACUUUUAGAGUGCUGUGUGCGGAGCAAGGUUUGCUUUCUGUGCCGGGAAGGUAUGAAAUACUUUUCUCAGUCUCAUCGUAUGAAUGAAGAGAAAUAUUAUUGUAAUUAUAUUUUCCUUUGUCGUGAGGCAAACUUAGAUACCAUAACCUUACUACGACAUCAGUAUUUAUUGAACACGCAACAGUUGAAGUCUAGGCUUGACUGAAGUCUGUGUGGUGAGACAGACUCAGUGUGAGAUUGUGUUCAGUAAUAACAUCCAGAUGAGUUGUGGCGGUGCUGCGCUCUCUGGGCGUGUGACGGUGGGCUGGGAUGGUGGGCGUGGUUGGCCAGGCGUUCGUGUAGUCGCGGGGUCACGAAGAGCUGACAUAGCUCAGUACUUGUUCUCAGGGACACGAUGAACAGUGAAGUUCGAGAGGGAAGGCGAGGCCAUGGGGAAGGGAAGGAAGGACUGUGUCGGUGUGUGGCGCUGUGCUGGAGCUAUGGUGGCGCGUGGAAAUAUGAAGCUGGACACACACACACACACACACACACACACACACACACACACACACACACACACACACACACACACACACAUCAGUGCCAUACAUAACGGUGCCUUCUUUAAAGUGCCAUAUUUCAGCCACUGCCUUAUGUUGUAUCUUAGGUGUAGUCUAGGAACUCUUAGAUUGCGCCUCGUACUCCAACCAAUAAGGAGAGAGGCAGCAACUCCCGCACUGAGAACAACACCAAACCAGCUUUUAGACAGGAUUCGAGGCAAAAUCUCUAAUUAUAGGUAUUAAAUUUUGUUAUUUGCUUAUUCAUUUAUUUCUACUUUAUUAGAUGGAAGCUCUAAAAAAUCGAAAUUAAAUGGAACAAUCUCCUAAAUGUACUUUUUGAAAUGACGAGAAAUGUCCAGUGGAUCGCUGAUUAAGGCAAGAGUGCUGACGGGUAGGCGGGGCUUCCCCAUCGGGUCCGUGGCGUGAAAGUUACAAAAGUGUUUGGUUUUGUUCUACCAUGGUUCAGGAUAGCGGGCGUGUGGCGUGAGUGGGAGGCGGCUGACCUCCACUAACCAAUAUCAACACCAAAGAUUAUCAAGUACUUCAGUGUCUUUGUCUCAGUGUGCAUUGUCUUGCUGUCACGCACGCCGUCGUUUGUGUGUUGUGGGGAUGUUCGUUGCCUUAUUUGUUCAGUGCGUCAAUUAAAUGUUUCACCAGAUGUCACUCGCAGCGUCCAUGCACGAGUGGUGUGCAACGAGUACAAAACUAGAGCUUUGGAUGCUCGGAUAAGGCUGAGCAAUGGUCAGUGUUAGACUUAGAACAGUAUAGGUUUCUCCUCUUUAAGCACAAACUGUUGCUGUGUUUGUCGUAGUUAUCCCUGAAGCAAUCCGCGUUGCGGGUUCUACUUACAAGUAAUAUUUAUAAGGCUUCACAAGCCCUUGAGUCAUUCGGUGCCAAAUAGUGGUUAGUUCGCCCUGAAGGCAGCGCGUGGCGCGGGCGUCGUCGUGAGUGGAGGUGGUGGCGGCGUGCCUCAGUUGCAGGCAUCCAUCUUUGCCUCACUUCUUAUUGCGACAGGUAAAGAGUAAUGUAGUCAGCGGAAGUUACUUUUCGCAACCUGUAGUGUAUUUGAGAAGGCCUGGCGUGGCUGAGUGUGGCGCGGGGCAGCUCUGCCUCAAGCCAUGCUGUCCAGCCGCGGAAGUCAACCAUAUAUUGUAUAUAUUAUACAUUACCACGUAUUUAUGUUUAGUUUGUCGCCAAAAUCUUUAAUUAAAAGCCAUCUGUGCGUCGGGCGGGCGUGUCCUAGCUGAGGAUAGACACCCGCGGGGCAGUGCGGAGGAUCACAGCGGGACUUGACACAGCUUACACCAUCCAAGAUGUCACGGCUCACGGUGAAAAAAAGUGACACACUGGCCAAACCUCGUAUUCAAAAUUCCAUCUGUGACGCACUAGUGGUGAGUGUGUGACGCACCCGCUGGUUACGCUCAUCUGCGUUACGCUCACUAUGAACUGCACACGUCUGUUUGUGUGUGGCGUCAGUGUGGUGCGGAGCACCCUUCCCGGCACGACCAGACUCCUAUUCUCCUGCACUCUCGGCCUGGGCUGAUGCGUCCUCCUAGCCCCGAGCACUUCUCUAUACAGUAAUUCUUUUCUACGUUUCGGUUGGAAAAUCGUGGCGGUGCACAGCCAGUACAAGUAUUAAGGAAAGAAACGCUUUGUCAAUCCGGGAGAUUAAAAUACACAAGGGUCGUUUGUCUGCCGCUAAAGGAUAAAACAGCGUAGAAAAGUAAACACUCGCUCUAGAUGCGAAAUAACUUUAUACAAUUCAGGAAAACAAGAUUGAAAAUGAUGCAAAAAGUUUAGGAACCGUAAAUUGCCUGUUGAGCCGGAGAGAGAGAGAGAGAGAGAGAGAGAGAGAGAGAGAGAGAGAGAGAGAGAGACUGGAGUGAUACUGAAAAUUGAAAAAAAAGAAAACAACUAGAAAAGAGAAAGAAAGGGAAGAUCAUAGUGAGGGGGAAAAGAAAGGUUGGGUUAAUAGGAAGUGGACGAGAGAAGGGAAGUGAAAGACAAGGAAGAGCAGAGAAGAGCGAAGGGAUGCUGGGAGAAAGAUAGAGGAGGAAGAGAUGGAAGUGAGUGUAGGGAAGGGAAAUGUUAGGUUGAUGAGCGGGAGUCGGGAAGAGAAGGGAAGGGAAGCGAAGGGAAGGGUAGGGCAGGAGAGGGAAGGGCGAGGCGAAGGGGCGCAGGGAGGCAGACAGAUGCAGCGUCAAGAAAGACAAACGAUCUCCCUCCCCGCUCUACAAUGUUUACCAAUUUGUUACACCGACUGGUACAAAUCCUGAUUUUUUCCCAUAUUUAACUCUGCCUUCCUGGCGCAUUCCGUAUUGUUUGUUUGGGUCUCUCUCUCUCUCUCUCUCUCUCUCUCUCUCUCUCUCUCUCUCUCUGGUCUAUAAAUACGAAAACAAGGGCAUGAUUUGGCGGAUUCAAAGCAGCAGACAAUCCCUGAGCUGCACAACUUUCCUGCCUUGAACAAGACUCACUUUGAAGCCACUCUUGUGUUAAUCUGCUAUAACGAACCCAAUACUUGUAGAUAUUAGGCCAGUAAGAUGAUAAAUGUACGUACGUAGUGUUCUAAGUAUAAAUAAAUAUGAAUAGUGCAAGGUGCAUAUACUACACAUACAAAAAAAGAUAAAAAAUAAAAUGCAGUAAAUAUU